AACUCGCUGGAAGAUCGGCCCCGGGCAGCUCAACAGUUCGCAAAGUCCCGGCUCGCGGCGGCGCGGCUCCGUCUGAGCUCGGGCGGCGCAGGAGCGCGGCGGGCCCCGGACUGCUGCAGCCCCGGACAUGCCCCGCAGCCCCUCGCGGACGCCCGCGCGGCUCCACCGGCUGCGGUUCGGGGGGCUCUGGGACUAGAGCGCCCCCCACCCCAACUUAUGACUUUGGGGUCCCCCAGCCCGAGAGGAACGGGCGGCCCGGCUGGGGGAGCCCCGGGCAUGGUGUGACGGGGCGGUCAGCUUUGCUGCGCCCCCCACUCCGGACACCCGCCGUGUCUGUGCCGUCCAGAAUGUAGCGGCUCUCUCCGCGUCCCUCCCCUCCCCCCCGGACUCCAGCCGCAGUCUCCGCGACCUCCGGGCUCCAGCCGCCAACUCCUUGUCCCCCAGGACCCUGUCGCCGUCUCCGCUUUGCCCGGACUCCGGCCGCCGUCUCCGUGUCCUCCCGACUCCAGCCGCCGUCUCUGCGCCCCUCGGACUCCAGGAUCGCGACCCCUCCGUCUUCCCGCGCCCGGGACUCCGGCGGCGGUCUCCACGAUCCACCCCCCUCCCCCGAGAUUCUGCCACUGUUUCCUCGCCCCCCCCCAACCCCAGACUCCGGCCGCGGUCUCCGCGCCCCCCCGCCCCCCCCGGACUCCGGCUGUCGCGCCAGUGCCGGCGAGCGCAGCAGCUGCCCCUCCGCGCGCCCCGGGCCUCGGCGGGGAGAUGAACGCGCAGCUGGACGGCCUGUCGGUGAGCUCGUCCUCCACCGGCUCGCUGGGCUUGGCGGCCGGGGCGGGCGGCGGCGGGGGCACGGGGCUGCGGCUGCUGUCGGCCAACGUGCGCCAGCUGCACCAGGCGCUGACGGCGCUGCUGAGCGAGGCGGAGCGGGAGCAGUUCACGCACUGCCUGAACGCCUACCACGCGCGCCGCAACGUCUUCGACCUGGUGCGCACCCUGCGCGUGCUGCUGGACAGCCCGGUCAAGCGGCGCCUGCUGCCCAUGCUGCGCCUGGUCAUCCCGCGCUCCGACCAGCUGCUCUUCGACCAGUACACGGCCGAGGGCCUCUACCUGCCCGCCACCACCCCCUACCGGCAGCCCGCCUGGGGCGGCCCCGACGGCGCGGGGCCCGGGGAGGUGCGCCUGGUGAGCCUGCGGCGCGCCAAGGCCCACGAGGGCUUGGGCUUCAGCAUCCGCGGGGGCUCGGAGCAUGGCGUGGGCAUCUAUGUGUCGCUGGUGGAGCCAGGCUCUCUGGCCGAGAAGGAAGGGCUGCGAGUCGGGGACCAGAUUCUGCGUGUCAACGACAAAUCCCUGGCCCGGGUGACCCACGCUGAGGCUGUCAAGGCUCUGAAGGGCUCAAAGAAGCUGGUGCUGUCUGUGUGCUCAGCAGGGCGCAUCCCUAGGGGCUACGUCACCAACCACAUCUACACCUGGGUGGACCCACAGGGCCGCAGCAUCUCCCCGCCCUCAGGCCUGCCCCAGACCCACGGCAACACCCUGAGGCAGCGCGAGGGGGACCCGAGGAGCACCCUGCAUCUCCUGCAAGGCGGGGAUGAGAAAAAGGUGAACCUGGUGCUGGGGGACGGCCGGUCCCUGGGUCUCACAAUCCGCGGGGGAGCCGAGUACGGCCUGGGCAUUUACGUCACUGGCGUGGACCUGGGCUCAGAAGCAGAAAGCAGUGGACUCAAGGUUGGGGACCAGAUUCUGGAGGUGAAUGGGCGGAGCUUUCUCAACAUCCUGCACGACGAGGCGGUCAAGCUGCUCAAGUCUUCGCAGCACCUCAUCCUGACGGUGAAGGACGUCGGGAGGCUGCCCCACGCCCGCACCACUGUGGACGAGACCAAGUGGAUUGCCAGUUCCCGGAUUGGGGACACCAGCACGAACUCGGCAGGGUUUCCUGGGGAUCUUCCCACGGAAGGGACAAACAAGCUGGGGUUCUACAAGGGGCCCGCGGGCUCCCAGGUGACGCUGAGCAGCCUGGGGAACCAGACACGCCUGCUGCUGGAGGAGAAGGCGCGCCACCUGCUGACGGAGCAGGAGUGCGCCACCAUGGCCUACUACCUGGAGGAAUACCGCGGCGGCAGCAUCUCUGUGGAGGCCCUGGCCAUGGCCCUGUUUGAGCUGCUCAACACCCACGGCAAGUUCUCGCUCCUGUCUGAGGUGAGAGGCACCAUCUUCCCCCAAGACCUGGACCGCUUCGACCACCUGGUGCUGAGGCGGGAGAUCGAGUCCAUGAAGGCACGGCAGCCCCCAGGCCCCAGGGCCGGGGACACCUACUCCAUGGUCUCCUACAGCGACAUGGGCUCAUCGACAGGCAGCCAUGGCACCUCCACCACCGUGAGCUCGGCCAGGAACACUCUGGACCUGGAGGAAACUGGUGAGGUUGUCCAGGGCAAUAUGAACACCCUCCCAGAUGUUUCCCUGGACGAUGUGAAAGCCUCCGAGGCGCUGCCGAGCUCCAAGCCGCCGCCUCCCCCACCGCCUCUGUCCCAAGGCCACAACAGGCCGCCCGCCCAGCCGAGGAAGCCGGGGAAAGAGGACCUCCAGCCACCGUCCUCCGCGUCUUCCCACUCGGGCAUCGUCUUCUCGGCCCCCAGGAACCGCAGCCCAGCGGCGGGCACCGCGCCUGCCCCGGGGGCCGCCUCAGCACAAGACUCGCCCUCCUCCCCCAUCUAUGCCUCUGUCCCCCCUGCCAAGCCCGGCUCUAAGAGACCGCUGGACGCCCACCUGGCCCUGGUCAGCCAGCACCGCAUCGGCCCCUUCCCGCGAGUCCAGUCGCCCCCGCACCUGAAGAGCCCCCCUGCAGAGGGUGACUGCCUCCCGCCACCCUCCCCCUCCGGCCAGCCCGACGCGGCGGGCACAAACCAGCACUUUGUCAUGGUGGAGGUGCACCAGCCCGACAGCGAGCCGGACGUGAACGAAGUGAGGGCGCUGCCCCAGGCGCGCACAGGCUCCACACUCUCCCAGCUCUCGGACAGCGGGCAGACCCUGAGCGAGGACAGCGGUGUGGACGCCGGUGAGGCAGAAGCCAGCGCCCCGGGCCGAGGCAGACAGACGGCACCCACCAAGAGUAGGAGUAGCAAGGAGCCACCUCGGGACGAGAGGACCACAGAGGGGGCUGCCAAACCGCCUGGACUCCUGGAGCCCAUGUCCACCCUGGUCCGCGUGAAGAAAAGCGCGGCCACCCUGGGCAUUGCCAUCGAGGGUGGUGCCAACACCCGCCAGCCCCUGCCUCGGAUCGUCACGAUUCAGCGAGGUGGUUCAGCCCACAACUGUGGGCAGCUCAAGGUGGGCCACGUGAUCCUGGAAGUGAACGGGCGGACACUUCGGGGCAAGGAGCAUCGGGAGGCGGCGCGCGUCAUCGCGGAGGCCUUCAAGACCAAGGAGCGAGACUACGUCGACUUUCUGGUCACCGAGUUCAAUGUGAUGCUCUAGAGGCGGAGGCCCGGAGGCCUCCCACUAUUGCCCAGUCCCCGGCCCCGGCCCCUCCUCCCUCCUGGCACUGUUAAGCUCCUUGAGGGCCCGAGCUGCAUAGCCAGGGAGCAAGAAGACGUCCCCCGACUCUUUCCCGGCCCACUGGCCCGGAACCAGGAGAAGAAAGCCGGGGGAGGCAAACAGAAGGUCAGGUCGGGAUCUGGUGCCAUGCGUGGGGUACACGGUAGGCGCUCAGUAUAAGCAGUGGGUGUCAGGAAGGAGAGAAAGUCCACCUGAGGCCUGCCAGGGCCUGUUCCCCUGGGUUGGGGAGGGGCACUGGUCCCCGUUCCCCCGCCAGCUAGGACCUGGCCCAUCCUCCAGAUGUCUGAGCCUUUAUGUGGAGUGAGGCCACGCGAGAAUUCGUGGACACGGCCCCCAGCCCAGGGGGCAUCUCGAAGGACCUAUAGUGCCACAAAUAAGCAUCAAGCACCCCCCCCCAUUCACACCCCCAUUCUUCCUGGCUCCUCAUCCCCCCAUAGUAUUUAUUAUUUAUUUCCCUCUCCUCACCCCUGGGGACCCCAAGACCCCAGCUUCCCACCCCGUGCCCAGCCUAACCCAGAGGCCUUGCAGGGGACGAGUGAUGUCAGUGUAUUUAUAUACAGAGCUUAUGUCUUUAAUUUUUCAAUAAAGAAACCUGAACAAGGUUAGGGUCCAGCGUGCUGUGU
Molecule: messenger RNA, 4172 nt
Organism: Mirounga angustirostris (Northern elephant seal)
Lineage: Eukaryota; Metazoa; Chordata; Mammalia; Carnivora; Phocidae
Gene: WHRN
Product: whirlin
Exons: 12
Coding region: 760-3468 (902 amino acids)
Biological process (GO): sensory perception of sound; auditory receptor cell stereocilium organization
Cellular component (GO): stereocilia ankle link complex; photoreceptor inner segment; stereocilium tip
Molecular function (GO): protein binding
Source: RefSeq, a predicted model, not a curated record